Zea mays is the source of this 1272-nucleotide messenger RNA. RefSeq names its product 30S ribosomal protein S5, chloroplastic-like. Gene Ontology annotation, biological process: translation. The record is from RefSeq and is marked provisional. Gene Ontology annotation, cellular component: mitochondrial small ribosomal subunit; ribosome. Gene Ontology annotation, molecular function: structural constituent of ribosome; RNA binding. NCBI's taxonomy places the organism in Eukaryota, Viridiplantae, Streptophyta, Magnoliopsida, Poales, Poaceae.
CCUCCUCCUCCCCGUCCAUCGCCGUCGCCGGGGCUUCCUACAACUUCAAAAUGGCGGCUACCGCCACCGCCAUGGCUAUAGCAACUAUCUCCCCCGCCGCUCCGAUUCCAUCCGCGCCCUUCCCAUCCCUUCCCCUCCCCCUCGGCCUCCGCCUCCGCUCUCAACCCCUCCUCUUCGCUGCUUCCCGCCGCCGCUUCCUCCAUGUUCCCAAAGCCGCCUCCUGGGACGAAUCCGUCCCCGAGGAUGGUGGAGAUGCGGAGGAAUCCGUUGCCGCUGGGGACGACGAGGACGAGGAGGAGAAGCAGCGGCCCGAGCCGGUGUCCUCCUCCGAGUUCCAGUUCGCGGCGCCACCCGAGGGCUACGUCGAGCCCGCGGCGUUUGACGAGCUACCGCCGGAGUCCCCAGAAGACGUGGCGGCGGCGUACGAAUCUCUCUACGGGCCGGCCUUCAGCGGCGAGACAUUGCUGGGGAACAAUGUCUUUGAGGUCAAGGUGGUCGACCCCAUCGACAUGGACCGGGAGCAGCGCCCGAACGACGAUUUCACCGAGCGCGUCGUGCAGGUCAACCGCGUCACCAAGGUCGUCAAGGGAGGGAGGCAGCUCUCCUACCGCGCAAUCGUCGUCGUUGGCGACAUGAAGGGCCACGUUGGUGUCGGCGUGGGAAAGGCCAAGGAGGUCACGGAGGCCAUCACCAAGGCCGCCAUGAACGGCCGGCGCAACCUUGUCACAGUGCCGCUAACUAAGUACUCCACAUUCCCGCACAGAGCUGAUGCGGACUAUGGAGCAGCCAAGGUGAUGCUGAGGCCUGCUUGCCCUGGAUCUGGUGUCAUUGCUGGUGGAGCCGUGAGGGUUGUGCUGGAGAUGGCUGGUGUUGAAAAUGCUCUGGGCAAGCAGCUGCGCAGCAAGAACCCCCUGAACAACGCUCGAGCCACUAUCAAGGCGACGCAGAUGAUGAAGCAGUUCAAGGAUGUCGCUGAGGAGCGUGGUAUUCCAAUGGAGGAGCUGUGGAAAUGAUAAAAACAAUUCGAAACCAAGACCCCCCCCCCCCCUUUGUAGCAUUCUUUCUCCUGUCGCUGUAUUUUUCUUAAGGUCUUCAUUUUUCUGCUGUAUCUAUGGGAUGAAUCCCGCCUCACGGUUUCUUUUUUGCAUCUCUCUUCUGAAAUUCUGUGUGUGAGAAUUUAGUCCAUGAGAUCUGACCCUAUAUGCUUGCUCUUCACUUCUGUACACUGCUACUGGUGGAAAUUCAGACCAAAGAAUGAACAGAUUUAGCGCG